UGGACGAGAGGCUCUGUGAACGUGUUCCUCUUCCUCCCGUUAGGAUCAGCUGACAGACCGAGGCUGUGCAGAUAUGAGCGACGUGGCGGAGGAAGCGAUGGACAGCUCUGCAGUGUCCGACGAAGAGGUGGAGGAGAAAAGAAAACCGUCACAGAAAGAGCAGUCGAGUCCCAACAAAAGCCUCUCCAAAACAUCUGCUGCAGGUGAAAUCCUCGAGGGCAAGCGGGCGAAGAAGACGGUCGUCAGGCUCGAUUUCCAGGCGCCGAAACAAAAGGAGAAGCUGAAGAUCGGAGAUGGUAGUGGAGAUAAAUUAGGAGACAUUCCUCGCACCGGCUACCAGAUCUCCAAGAUGAAGCCAGCUGACCUGAAACCUCUGCACAUCAUCCUGUUCGACAGACCGGGAAAGAUGGCCACAUUAAAGAAGAACCUGCGACUGUUUAACGGCUUUCCCUUCGACGCGGACAGCGAACAGUACGCCAAAAAACGAGAAAAACUUCUCAAGAACUCACAUUUUACCAACUCCAUACUGAAAGUGGUCUGUGGUGUUUUGGAUCUAGAGAAGAAGGGAACCCAGUCAGAUCUGGUCGACAGGAUCAUGAAUUUCCUCAUCGCACCGAAGAACAGCGGGAAGCGUCUGCCUGUGAAGAAAAAGAGGAAAUCCAAGAAGAAACUGUCGGGCGACAACUCGACGGCCAAGACCAAGAAGAAGAGCAAACCCAAACCCCGGAGCACGUCGUCCAGUCCCAAGAAGUCCAAAACGGGAAGCAAAUCCAAAGCCAUCGUCAUGGACUCCAGCAGCGACGAAGACGACGACGAGGAAGACGAGAAGGCGGUGGCGUCGGCUGAGGCUGAGGGAUCAGAGACAGAGGACAAACCGUCAGAGAAAGAGGAGGAGCGCUCUGACAAAUCAAAGGAGUCUGCAGAGGAAGAGGAGGAUAAGGAGGAUGAGGAGGAGGAGGAGGAGGAGGAGGAGGAUGAUGAUGAUGAU
This is a messenger RNA of Morone saxatilis (striped sea-bass), 988 nucleotides long. RefSeq names its product DEK proto-oncogene (gene dek). Lineage: Eukaryota; Metazoa; Chordata; Actinopteri; Moronidae. The transcript is spliced from 6 exons. The annotation marks the transcript as partial. Gene Ontology annotation, cellular component: nucleus. The record is from RefSeq and is a predicted model, not a curated record. Gene Ontology annotation, molecular function: histone binding; DNA binding. Gene Ontology annotation, biological process: regulation of double-strand break repair; chromatin organization.